Penicillium verhagenii is the source of this 984-nucleotide messenger RNA. RefSeq lists its product as uncharacterized. The record is from RefSeq and is a predicted model, not a curated record. Gene Ontology annotation, molecular function: pectinesterase activity. NCBI's taxonomy places the organism in Eukaryota, Fungi, Ascomycota, Eurotiomycetes, Eurotiales, Aspergillaceae. Bases 1 to 984 code for a protein of 327 amino acids. The transcript has 2 exons. Gene Ontology annotation, biological process: cell wall modification.
AUGAAGUUCUGCAUCGUCGCCUGUUUCGCGGCCUCUGUGCUCGCCGCCAGUCGGACUUCCCCUCCCUCUGGCUCCAUUGUCGUGGCCAAGUCCGGUGGUGAUUAUACCACCAUCAGCGAGGCCAUUGCCGCCUUGAGCACCACCUCUGAUGAUACCCAGACCAUCUUCAUCGAAGAAGGCACCUACGAGGAACAGGUCUAUAUCCCCGAGCUAACCGGAAAGCUCAUCAUCUACGGCCAGACCGAGGAUGACACCACCUACUCCUCAAACACCGUCACCAUCACCUCGGGGCUGGGCCUCGUCGAUGUAAGCGACGACGACGAGACCGCCACCCUGCGCAACUGGGCCGCAAAGACAGCCAUCUACAACAUCAAUGUCGCAAACACCUACGGCGAGGGCUCCCAGGCCCUUGCACUGAGCGCCUACAACACCGAACAGGGCUACUACGGUUGCAAGUUCACCGGAUUCCAGGACACCGUGCUCGCCGAGACCGGCUACCAGGUCUACGGCACCUGCUACAUCGAGGGUGCCAUUGACUUCAUCUUCGGACAGACGGGCAAUGCCUGGUUCGAUAGCUGCACGAUCGGCGUCUUGACCUACGGAGAUGGUACCAUUACCGCGCAGGGCCGUGACUCCAGCUCCGAGAACGGAUACUUCGUUAUCAACGAGAGUACCGUUGAAGCUGCGGCUGGUGAGGAUGUGGUGGAGGGUACCUAUUUCCUUGGUCGUCCUUGGUAUCCGUAUGCGCGCGUUGUCUUCCAGAAGACUGUUCUCAGUGAUGUUAUUAACUCGGCUGGAUGGGAGGAGUGGUCUACCAGCGAGCCUAACACUGCGGAUAUUCUCUUCGGAGAGUACGAUAACUCUGGUGAUGGAUCGGAGGGUACUCGUGCUAGCUUCGCUGAGAAGUUGUCUGCUGCUGUUACUAUCACGAGUAUCUUGGGUAGUAGCUACGAGGACUGGGUUGACACCAGCUACCUUGCUUAA